Venustampulla echinocandica is the source of this 2067-nucleotide messenger RNA. RefSeq lists its product as uncharacterized. The coding region runs from base 1 to 2067 and encodes 688 amino acids. The record is from RefSeq and is a predicted model, not a curated record. Lineage: Eukaryota; Fungi; Ascomycota; Leotiomycetes; Helotiales; Pleuroascaceae. Gene Ontology annotation, molecular function: acetyltransferase activity; zinc ion binding; DNA-binding transcription factor activity, RNA polymerase II-specific. The transcript has 3 exons. Gene Ontology annotation, biological process: regulation of DNA-templated transcription.
AUGUCGCCCACAGAAGACACCAUCGUCGUUCAGACGGAGUCGCCCACAUCGCGGUUUACGGCUGUUAAUGGCAAGGAACAGCCCUCAAAUGGCAACGGCAACGCCACCAGUGGAAAUGAAGGCUCGAGAAAGGGAUCGGACGAACGUUCUAAUGGACAGCCACGCAUCUCUCCUCCUGGACAAGGGAAGUUGACCAUUUCAACGAGUACCCAGAGAGGAGAUUGGGCGUCGCCGAGUAACGGGGAUCGAACUCCCUACCCAUCAGGCGCCCCGUAUUCUGAUGCAGAGGUAUCACACAAGCGCAAGAGAUCGCGUUCGAUAGACCAAACCUCGUCAUCCGCAAAUUCUUACCAUGGUCACGCUUUACCGUCAUCGACCAAGCAGACCCCUACAACCGCAACCACCGAGUCCGAUAUUCAUCGAGAGGACAAGCUCCGACCACAGUCACAGUCGGGUCCUCGCGACUCUUAUGGCCCAGAGACGCCGUAUAGGCACUUGGGCGCGGAAGAAAGUAGGGAUCCUAGCCAACCAAGCGAACCGUGGCAUGCACGCUACUCUCAGCAAAGCCAAAUUACUUCCGAUGAGCAACAUCUAUCUGACGUCCUCCGGAGAGCCUCGCAAAGUAUGGAUGCUCAGCAACGUGAAUAUGAAUCUGGUAGCCCUGGUGAUGACGAGAGGUCGGCCAACCCCUACACUGGCUACGGAAAUGACCGAAGAGAGAUGUCGGUGCAAUCGGAUCCAAAGAAGAGGAAGCGGAAUUUUAGCAACCGGACCAAGACUGGUUGUAUGACCUGCAGGAGGCGGAAGAAGAAGUGCGAUGAGAAUAAGCCCGAAUGCAAUAAUUGUCUCCGGGGAGGCUUCGUGUGCUCUGGAUACCAGCAACGCGGUCAAUGGCCAAAAAGCGAGCAGAAACAAGCGCCUAUUCCCCUCCAGUCAAAGACCGAGUACGAGAAUGCGGGAUACCAAUCAUCGCCUUACGCCUCCCAACAUUUGGGCCAACCCAGGAGGGAACCGUUGCCGGGUUAUCGUGGACAAGGCCUCCGAGUUGACCCUCAACAUGGCCGUCCUCAUGUUAUAGAUGAUGAGCAACCCAGUGCCUCUACCAUUCCCAGUGCCUCCGUUGCAAGUCCUGAAAGUAGUCGACUAUCAGCUAUUUCAUAUUCCCAGCAGAUGCCGACGCCAGUGACUGCAACAACUAGUGCAUAUCCAGACCGGCAACUUAAAAACGCAUACGAGCGCGUAGGCCCUCUCCACGAUCUCACCAGACAAGAGACAAGACAAGAUACGGACGCGAGUACGCCACAGUCUGCAUCUUCCACAUUACCACAGAUCCUCCAUCCUCAAAUGCAUUCUGACAGCCCACACAACAACCCACAGGUUGCCGCCCAGCUGGCUCUGUCAAAUCUUGCCUCCACAAAUCGACAGAGGACCCAGAAGGAGGAGAUGCUUGCCGGCCGGCACUACUUCCCUUUCGACAAAGAGCUCGUCCUCGAGCGCGAGCGUUGCAAUGGUGCCUGCUGGCGCUUCAACAGCAGCACCAAUCCCAACAACGGCGUCUCCCCCGAGGAACGUGCCCGCCUCUUCAGGGACAUUCUACAGCCUCCUCAACAUGUCAUCUCCCCAACACAAGCCUCGCCCGUCACACCAGUCGGCCGAGUCGGCGAUAAUGUCGUCGUCGAGGCUCCCUUCAACUGUGAUUAUGGUUACAAUAUCACCAUUGGCCAAGAUGUGGCCAUUGGGAAGAACUGCACGAUCCUCGAUACAUGCGAGGUCACAAUUGGCGACAGGUGUAACAUUGGACCCAAUGUUAACAUUUACACUGCAACCCUACCUAUUGAUCCUAAGCGGAGAUUGGGGUCUAGGGGACCAAGCCUAGGCCGGAAGAUCAUCAUCGACGCUGAUUGCUGGAUUGGCGGUGGUGUAACAAUUCUGCCUGGCCGAACGAUCGGCAAGGGCAGCACGGUGGGAGCGGGAUCCAUUGUCACCAGGGAUGUCCCACCUUACACUGUUGUCUGUGGCAACCCAGCUCGUGUUAUCAGAGGGCUCUAUCCACCGCAUGAAGGAUGA